AAGACUAGCCAAAAUGAUUAGUAAGCAACAAAAAUGUGCGAAGCGGUGGAUCCGAGAAGGUCAGAAACCCUAUGUGGGUGCCUAAACUUUACGGCCACAAGACCAUACUUUGUAAACCCAUUAAACCCAUUAAACCCAUUAGACCCAUUAAACCCAUAUGCCUCGUUCCAAUUUCGUACCAAAUUUCUGGCCCAACCUCAAAUGAUCGAGUGAUUGUCUUCGACCACAGUAUUUCAUCAAGUUGUGAAGUACUGUUCAAUAAAGCUGUUGUGAAGAUAGAAGUGAAACCAGAGAGCCAGGAAAUGCCUUCAUCCUCUAGGGACAAUCAAUUGGAUCGAUUUUGUCGUCAAUAUCUUCAACUUCUGCCCAAUCUCGAUUACCCAGAUGAACAAUAUCUUCGAGAUGAAGUCUUUCAGGAAGCCAUAUACUCGAGAUUAUUUGAGGAGAAUGUUUUGGAGUACCCUCCGCCUCAGAGAUACCAACUCAAAACUCUGAAAGAGCUGGCCAGGAGAAUCGAGAACAGUAUUCACGAUUGGGAAGAACAAGUAGGUAUGCAUAAGAUGCAGUUUUUUUUGGUCGAAUCAUAGAUUCUACAUGUACUAGAGCACUUAAUAUCAAUAAGAUUACAUGCCAUUUAUUUUCCAUCUCUGUGUUUUUUCUUUCAAUUUUCUGACAAUGUCUUUCUUUUCUCCAGGGAAUAUCAGAUAAUCUGAUGAGCCAUCUUUCCAUUCUUCUCUCCACCCCCAUGCCAUCAGAAGCCACGGCAGCCCAGCAACAAUCUUAUGUAACUUAUACUCUCUCAUCUCUUCACCCUCCCCCUUCUACUUCUACAUCCCCAACUUCUCAAACUCCAACAAUAACCAUCCUCGAAUCCGCCUCUCUUCUAUCUGGUUCCGGAACCACAGGCCUUCGAACAUGGGAAGCUGCUCUUCACCUCUCAAAUUACAUCUCCCUCAACCCCCAUCUUAUCUCCAAUAAAACAAUACUGGAGCUCGGUUGCGGCACCGGGUUCAUUUCCAUCUUGUGCGCAAAGUAUCUCUCUGCAAAGCAUGUUCUAGCUACUGAUAAAAGCCCCGAAACAUUAACACUGAUGAACACAAAUCUGUUUCUCAACAAUUUGACCGAUGGCAUUACUCCUAUACCUGGUCAAAAUGUGACGAACAAGAUAAGCACAUGCGAACUUACCUGGGGUCACAUGCUUCCAACUGGAGAAUCUGAGACAUUUCCCGACUUCCUGUCAUCAAAAUCCCUGCCAUCCAGCUCAACACUCACCGUUGGAUCAAAGCAGACACCAUUGGACCUUAUUCUUGCCGCCGAUGUAAUUUACUCCCCCGCUGUGAUUCCCUCGUUAAUCGUCACCCUGGAAGAUCUCUUCGAUCUAUACCCAGCCGUCGAAGUAUUGAUCUCAAGUACGAUACGUAAUGCCGACACGUAUGCAAUCUUUGUAGAUAUGCGUAGAAAGAAGCAAUGGGCGAUAGAACGGGUAGAUUUCGGGGUAGCGGAGAGGAGUAAACAGGAGGGACCGUGGUAUGGAGGGUUAGGGGAGGGGACUGAGAUUCUUUGGGUUAGGAAUACUAGUGGGAGGUGCGGGAGUUAGGGAAUGCCAAUAAUACCUGGCAAUUGCAAUGUUUCUUUGUACAUAACGUAGUCAUUGCAAACAAAAUAUAAGUAAUG
Sclerotinia trifoliorum is the source of this 1674-nucleotide messenger RNA. Lineage: Eukaryota; Fungi; Ascomycota; Leotiomycetes; Helotiales; Sclerotiniaceae. The record is from the annotation of a GenBank genome assembly.